Messenger RNA from Lynx canadensis (Canada lynx), 1718 nucleotides. RefSeq names its product ubiquitin C-terminal hydrolase L5 (gene UCHL5). Gene Ontology annotation, cellular component: Ino80 complex; cytoplasm. Gene Ontology annotation, molecular function: cysteine-type deubiquitinase activity; proteasome binding. The transcript is spliced from 11 exons. Gene Ontology annotation, biological process: protein deubiquitination; ubiquitin-dependent protein catabolic process. NCBI's taxonomy places the organism in Eukaryota, Metazoa, Chordata, Mammalia, Carnivora, Felidae. Bases 135 to 1124 code for a protein of 329 amino acids. The record is from RefSeq and is a predicted model, not a curated record.
CUGUCGGGAAGUAGGCGGGGUGACGUGGGGUUGACGAGCUCAGCGGCGGGUUUGCCGAGAUCAGUGCCCGGCGGCAGCUGGUGCGGGGGGCGGCCAGAGCCUUAGGUGGAGCGGGGCGGUGUGUGGCCGGGGCCAUGACGGGCAAUGCCGGGGAGUGGUGCCUCAUGGAAAGCGACCCCGGGGUCUUCACCGAGCUCAUUAAAGGAUUCGGUUGCCGAGGAGCCCAAGUAGAAGAAAUAUGGAGUUUAGAGCCUGAGAAUUUUGAAAAAUUAAAGCCAGUUCAUGGGUUAAUUUUUCUUUUCAAGUGGCAGCCAGGAGAAGAACCAGCAGGCUCUGUAGUUCAGGACUCCAGACUUGACACGAUAUUUUUUGCCAAGCAGGUUAUUAACAAUGCUUGUGCUACCCAAGCUAUAGUCAGUGUGUUACUGAACUGUACCCAUCAAGAUGUCCAUUUAGGAGAGACAUUGUCAGAGUUUAAAGAAUUUUCACAAAGUUUUGAUGCAGCUAUGAAAGGUUUGGCACUGAGCAAUUCAGAUGUGAUUCGACAAGUACACAACAGUUUUGCCAGACAGCAAAUGUUUGAAUUUGAUGCAAAGACGUCCGCAAAAGAAGAAGAUGCUUUUCAUUUUGUCAGUUAUGUUCCUGUAAACGGAAGAUUGUAUGAAUUAGAUGGAUUAAGAGAAGGACCGAUUGAUUUAGGUGCAUGCAAUCAAGAUGACUGGAUCAGCGCAGUGAGGCCAGUCAUAGAAAAAAGGAUACAAAAGUACAGUGAAGGUGAAAUUCGAUUUAACUUAAUGGCCAUUGUGUCUGACAGAAAAAUGAUAUAUGAACAGAAGAUAGCAGAGUUACAAAGACAACUUGCUGAGGAGGAACCCAUGGAUACAGAUCAGGGUAAUAAUAUGUUAAGUGCUAUUCAGUCAGAGGUUGCCAAAAAUCAGAUGCUUAUUGAAGAAGAAGUACAGAAACUAAAAAGAUAUAAGAUCGAAAAUAUCAGAAGGAAGCAUAAUUAUCUGCCUUUCAUUAUGGAAUUAUUAAAGACUUUAGCAGAACACCAGCAGUUAAUACCACUAGUAGAAAAGGCAAAAGAAAAACAGAAUGCAAAGAAAGCGCAGGAAACCAAAUGAAGAAGAUGCUUUGGGAUGUGUCCACAUUUCUGCUUCUGCACUUAUUUUCAUGGAAACCAUUAAGUAUAAAGAACUUUGAGCAACAUCCUAAUUGACUCAAUGCACGUUUGGCGUAGUACCAGUCUGUCUUGUCUUUAAUGCAUGGAUUCCUUCCCUACCUGCAUCAUGUGCAUGUGGUGCAUAUUAAAUAAAAGUGAUGUUGAGAGUGCUUGCCCAAAUCCCAUUAUUUGACAUUGGAUCUGAGAACUUCUGUUGGUUCUCUGGAUAUAUACUAUCACAACGAACCUAGAAAUUGCACAAAUGAUAUUCUCUACCUGUAAUUGUUAAAAUUAAUCUUAGUUCAGUUACAAGCUUAAAAUUUAUGAAUGUCAGAUCUUGAUUAAACUGGAUCUCUUGUUUUCUCUUCAUCAUGAAAAGAAAAUUGGUAUAUGUCUUUGAUAUCUAAACAUUUUGAGGAUUUUAAAGCUGAAUUUUAUCUUGAGAAAGUAUGGUUUUAAUGCAGACCAUUUGAAAAAGACAAAAGUAUAGUUUUUAGUGAUUUUCAUUGCUGCCAGUAGAAAAAGUAAUAAACGUCCAAAUUAUUUUAGCAGACUU